Pomacea canaliculata is the source of this 3926-nucleotide messenger RNA. Its product is annotated as carboxypeptidase N subunit 2-like. The transcript has 3 exons. Lineage: Eukaryota; Metazoa; Mollusca; Gastropoda; Architaenioglossa; Ampullariidae. Gene Ontology annotation, molecular function: protein binding. The record is from RefSeq and is a predicted model, not a curated record. Bases 516 to 2309 code for a protein of 597 amino acids.
ACUGCGUUGUUUACUCACGCACAUUGUAGGCUACGACAUAGUUUCUAACUCCAUUCCUCGAGUAGGUGCAUGGAGUUUCCCUGUCUGGGCAGUCGGAAGGGUGUAACGACCUAACUGCCUUACCUGGUUUAUUAGUCUAUCGACUUAGCACAGGUAUUCACUGUACGUCAAAAUAGCUAUAGUGAUAGGUGGACAGCUCGGUCCUGUGAGGACUAAACUUGGAGGGUGGAGAAAAGUAAACAUGGCAAAGCCAGUGCUCGACGUUUCAAACCCGACGAGGGAGAACUUCGCGGAAAUGAAAUCAAGAGGGAUUACCUGCGCGAGUUUGUCAACUUCUGCCUACGUGACUCUUGCAUGGGACUCGGUCACACCUUAGUGAGCAGAAUGGAAAGGGCAUUUGAGGUCACCACCACAUUACAGUCAACAUUAUCUCUUCUGAAAAAGUAAUUUUGGAAUAUUUCAGUCUUGAAUUUUCUUUGAUCAUCUCUGUUACUCAUCGGCAUGUGACACAAAAGAUGUCUAGAUGGCAUGUGGUCUGCAAGAUUCCAUUUGCAUGUUUGGUCACAAUGACUACAGUAAUGUGCUUAGCAACAAAGGUUGCUGCAUGCCCGACUCCAUGCCAGUGCACACAGACCUACUUUGUGUAUUGCCAGAACAUCAGUCUCAGCAGUGAGAGUUUAGCUGAUGUCACCAGUGUUGUGCCUCAGGAAGCCAUUCUGUUGGAUGUAGGUUUCAAUAAUGUGGAUAUCCUUAGUUCCGGUCUUUUGGAAAGGCUGUCUAAUCUGGAGUACUUAAACCUUGCCAACAACAGGAUCAGCAAGAUAGGACUUGGAAUGUUCAGUAACCUGCAACAGUUGAAGGACCUAAACUUACAGCACAAUCACUUGAAAGAGGUAGGAAGGGGUAUUUUUAUCAAUAUGUCAAGGCUAAAAAAGUUGAAUUUAGGAGGAAAUCGACUCACUGCUAUUCAAGAACAUGCAUUCAGCUUGUCUGGUCUGCAACAGCUCUACCUUCAGGAGAAUGGUCUGACAGCUCUCAGACCAUCACAACUUGCAGGAUUACCCUUGUUGGAAUAUUUGGAUUUGUCAGAUAAUCUGAUACAGACCAUUGAAGGAGGAUCAUUUAAAGAUUUAAUAGUGUUAAAAAAACUAAAGCUUUCCAACAACAGACUUUCUUCACUAGCAGAGAAUGUAUUUGAAGGUUUGUCCUCUUUGAAAGAGUUGUUCCUAGACAGAAACACACUGCCUUCACUGGACUGUUUUGGUGUGCCCAAUUUUGCAGCAAAUUUGCACCUUCUGGAUCUUGCAAACAAUUCUUUAAUAUCAAUCCCUGCUGAUAUUUUCCCUCAACUCAGGAAUCUCAAGACCAUUCAGUUGAAUCAUAAUCAUAUUUCUCACAUUGGGCAGCAAGCUUUCAAAGAUCUUCAGUUAGAUAGGCUAAACUUGGCAUACAAUUUCCUGGAGACAAUUGAUCGAGAAAUGUUAAAUGGUGCUCGAAGAAUUUCUUCAAUAAAUUUGAGCCAUAAUCAUAUACAUACCAUAAAAACAGGUGUGUUUGACAAUUUUCGAGGAUCUGUAUAUGUGCUGAACAUGGCUGGUAAUAAUCUCACAAGCAUUCAUUUUGGAAUGUUUCGGGGAAUGCAAAACUUACAAACCUUAAAUCUCUCACAUAAUUCUCUUGGGAGUAUUCUUGAUAAAUCUUUUGAGGAUCUUGUUCGUUUAACAGAGCUGUGGCUUGAUAACAACAAGCUUCAGUGGUUUUCAGCAGACUUGCUGAAGGGAACAUCCAUGCGGACUCUUAGUGUCAUUGAAAAUCCAGUCACAGAGCUGCGAGGGUUCAGCUUUGAGGACUCCACUGACGCCAUCAGCAUCUUGGUGAACUUGACAGUGACAUUUGUGGCACAAACAUCAAUCACUGUAUCAUGGCCAUACAAAGAGGGCUCUCAGCUGUACUGGACAUUACAGGUGUGGUGUGUGUCAGAAACUGGUCAGGAGGCUUCCAAGUGUAGCAGGCCAAUUCAAGAAGAAAAUCUCCCCACCUAUAAGACAUCAGAGACCAUAAGUGGCCUUCAGCCUGGUACACAGUAUUUUGUUUGUGUGAAUCCUGUUUUUCUUGCCAAAGAUGUGCUCAUUUCACAGUGUGUGCUGGUCUCCACUCUGUCCAUAUCUACAUCAACAUCAUCUCCUGUUGGAACUGCUAAAUCACAGUCCAGUUCUGUCACAGUGGGGCACCAGUAUGAUGUUGAGCUGCAAAGGUAUAUUCUGGCUGUUCUGCUUUCAUUAUGGAUAAAUAUGGUGCAAUGUUUAUGAUUUCCAAUUGUUAUUUAUCCCACAAAAAUUUUGUUUCAUUAAAUCUUCAAGGAGUGUUUAUGUGGGCAAGAGACACACAGUGAGCAAAGCACUGAAUUGGACAGGAUUUUCCUGUAAUAAGUAAUAAUCAUAUUAGCUUUUUUAAAGUAACCUUAGUUCGUAGAAUCUUGACAAUUUUAAAAAUCUUUCAUGAUUCAUGUCUUGUUUCUGUUAAUAUCAUGGGAUAUUAGUUAUAAUGAAGGAACAUUGAGCAUUUUUUAUAAAGAGUGUAAAAGAGAUGAUAUGGAAAAUUUCUUGUUUUUGCGAGAGAAAUAAUGUAUAAAAGUUUUUUAAUAUUGGUCAGAACUGAUCAAGAAAGUUAGAUGGUAUGCUGAACUAUAGAAACAGAGUUAUAUAAGUUGUUUACUCUCAUUUGAAUUCAUCUUGGAUUUAUUGUGCAACUGUUUUGAACCAAGUUUAUAAAAACAUCUCUGGUAACCAAAUGAUGGCAUCAUAAAUGAUGAGUUUUUGACUAUGACUUGCACAAUAUGUGAGUAAACAGCUGAACUGGAAGAAGGACUACACUUGCAUAAUAGAGCUUUGUUUGUGAUGUAAUGAGGUGUGUAGAUGUUAUGAUUUAGGUGAGGUGUAUCAUUAGUUAAAACAAACAAAAGGUAAACUGUAUGCAGUAUGUUCUAGCAUCAGAAGUGUUUUCAAAAAGCUCAAAUUCUGAUAUCUCAUUCUCUUGGGUACUUUCAUUUUGUUACAUUAGUAAAGUGGAGAGUAUGACAUCUUUUAAAAUAAAAAAUGCUGUGCAAGAAAAGAAUACCUACUUAAUCGACCAAAAAAUGUUUACAGUGCUGCAAAUUAAGGAAGAACGAAAAUGAUUCUAAUAAUAAUUUGCUUUCUCCUUAGAUUUACAUUAUUAGUAGAAUGCUUUUUUUUAGGUUGGUGCCUUUUGUUUUUUUGCAAUAAGUAUAAUUGAUUAUGCUUGCUUUAUUUUGAUAAAUGAUGGGUAGAUUAGUGUAAUUAUAUUUAUACGCUUAAAGUUAAGCAUAUUAUAGAGUUAUCAGCAACAGUCAGAAGUCUUGACCUUAUAAACUAAAAUAUUCCAUGAUGGUGUCCGUGCAUACAGUAAGUGUGCAAAUGGACAUGCUGGUCAGUCAAUCAGUCACUUAUGUUAAAUUGAACAUACUAUAAAGAAAUAUUUAUGUAAUAUAAAUAACACUUUGCAUAAUUGUUACUGGGACAAAUGUUGCUUUGUCCUAGUAGAUGUCAUCUUAAAUUUAACCUGCAGUAACCUUGCAGAGGUGAUAUUUCAACUGCUGAUAUAAUACAUUAUCUUCACACUAGGUGCCAUAUCAAAAUCAUUUACAGAUACUACAAAUCAGUAUUACCUGUAGCACAAGAUCUAUUGCUGUUCGGUGAACCGUGGUGUUUGAAUAGAUGACCUACUUAAAUCUUUCUCCUGUUCCCACCCUUUCAAGUUGUAUUUUCCCAUUUCUUUUAACAGCACUUCUCUUUUGAAAUUCUUCUUCAUUCAGUCUGAGACCUUUAGUAAUAUCCAUGUAUGGUUUCAACAAACAUUCUACAACUGCCAUAGGCAGAUACCACCCAGCGAGCAAUUGCCAGGUAAAU